AUGGGUUAUUAUUGUACGGUGCCACAGUGCACCUCACUCGCCGGCAAGACUAAAAACGUUAAGUUCCAUCGUUUCCCUCGAGAUAACGACAUGGCACUCAAGUGGAAUACUAUACUCAAACGCGGAAAACCAGUCACGAAGUACUCCAAAGUUUGCAGUCUCCACUUCACACCGACAGACUACAACAUAACAACAAUGGGUCAAUGGAAAACAUUGUCCAAAGACGCCAUACCCACCCAGAAUCUGCCGAAACUUAACCCUGAUGGCACCGUCAUGGUCAUAAGGAAGAGUAGGACAGUCAAAUAUAAGGAUUGCAAGAAAGAGGAGGUCGGUGUUAAAGAGGAGAAAUUCACAAGCAUGGCACAAACACAACCCCAUUUAACAAGCGACGUCAAGCAGGAAGAAGCCGAAUCAACUCUAGCCUACCGUUUGAUGUGUAAUCUUGCUACCGAUUUACCAAAACCAAGAAAGCAAGACGCGACUAUGCAGACGGACCCAAUACUGUCAGAAGACGAGCAAAACUCUAUGGAAAUAAAUUUCGACAUAGACUACGACAUGCCAAAAGAUUUCUCAAAACAAAACGAAGAUUUCAUACCACAAACAAACGAAGAGUACAACAAGGAAGCAGAAAAAUACGCAUUACAGAGAAAAAAUCACAAUCAAAUCGAAAAUUACACAAAGUUACCAGAAGUAUACAACGGUUUCAGAGAAAAGGAUUACAGUGAUCUAAUAUAUCAGAACAAUUAUACGGACAGCGUAGAGAUAUUGAGGAAUCAGCAGCAUAAUCUACAAAUGCUGCAAGAACAGCACAGAUUGAACGAAAACCAGAACUUCUUCAACGAAGAUCACAUAAAGCAAGAAAUAGAUUUCACGAACGAGGAAGAGAAAUUCUUGUAUGAAAGAAAUAAGGAACAGAUCGAUCAUACAAUUUACGAGCAAAGAGAACAACAGAGUAUAAUUGAUCAAGUGACGACCGUGAAACAGGAACCGGAAGUAUCAGGAGCUUGCGAGAAUGUUAUGCAACCUCAGACGAGUCCGUACUUCACGACAGAUGGCGCCACGAAUGCGACAACCUACUAUCAAUCAUUAGCGCGGCCCGGACCGGAGCUACUGAUUGCAAAACAGAAUGCUUUAGCGGCUCACACACAACUAUACAAAAUGAAUUACUCGUUAGAAGAGACCCCGCUUGCUAAGAUCGAUUUGACGAAAGACAAGAUGUCCGCGUGGCUUGAAGCUCAGGGUAAAGGUCAAAAGGUUGACAUGGAUGUGUACGGCUCUCCAUCACAGAAGGCCAUUCAGGAGUUAGAGAACGUGAGAAAACUUAGCAAAGAACUGCAAGAUAAUGUACAGGAAUUAGAAAACGCAGUACGGAUAUCUGAAGUAGAAAGCCAAGCAAUGAAUCCUACAGCCCCAAUUCUUGAUUACUCUGAGGAUCAUGAGUUUGUAUCGGCUAAUCAACUUGAUGAUUACUAUUCCCAAGAAGACAAAAAUGACGCGAAGGAGGCUGAAAAACAUCGCCUCACAAAGGGUAUGGCCCAACGAACGGAAAUACAGGAGUUUUAUAAGGACCAGUGUGUGUUUUUGACGGGUGGUACUGGGUUUUUGGGUAAAGUUUUAAUCGAGAAACUCCUACGUUCCUGUAAAGAUAUUGACACUAUAUACGUUCUGGUUCGUCCGAAGAAAGGAAAAGAUCCUACGACUAGAAUCCACGAAAUGUUGGAUGAAUUCGUGUUUGAGAGAGCGCAUAAUGAGAAUCCUAAAGGUAUUCACAAAGUGGUACCCAUAGUAGGCAACAUGGAAUUACCUGGUCUAGGACUUAGUGUUGAAGAUCGGAAGACGCUUACAUCCAGGGUGUCUAUAAUAAUAAACUCAGCUGCUACUGUGAAGUUCGAUGAGAAACUCUCCAUAGCUACCGGAAUCAAUGUGAGUGGGACGAAGGAGAUAUUGAAACUGGCCAAGGAGUGUCGACAUUUGAGGGCGGUCACUCACGUUUCGACGGCCUUCUCUAACACACACGUUAAAAAUAUAGAGGAAAGAUUCUACGAGGCGCCGAUGUCAGUGGAGGCGUUAGAAGCUGUCUCCCAGUUGGACGACAAUUUGAUAGAAUCUAUUCUGCCCGCUUUGUUGGGUGAUCGUCCGAACACUUAUUGCUUUACUAAGGCGGUAGCCGAAGAAGCCGUCAGAAAGUACGGAGAGGGACUUCCUAUAUGUAUAGUACGGCCAUCUAUCGUUAUAUCAACAUACGAAGAGCCUGUUCGUGGUUGGACGGAUAGUGUUUAUGGACCAACCGGCCUAGUCGUCGGCAUAGGAACCGGGGUCCUCAGAACAAUGUACAUGGAUUUGAACAAAGUAGCGGACAUGGUGCCCGUGGAUCUUUGUGUCAACGCUAUCAUUGUAUCCGCUUACCACACCGCAAAGAACUUCAAAGAAAAUCAAACGUCUGAUAUACCUAUUUACAACUUCGUUUCCGGCGCCCAGAGCCCCGUUACGUGGCGGCAAUUUAUAGAAUACAAUAGGAAAUAUGGUUUCCACAAUCCGACUAUGAAAGCCGUGUGGUACUACGGUCUGAAUGCAACAAACAACUACUACAUGUUCCUGUUCUACAAUUUCUUCCUUCACUAUCUGCCGGCCUUGGUAUUAGACGUAAUCAGCUUCUUGAUCGGCCGACGACGAAAAAUGCUCAAAUUCUACUCCAAAGUGAUAAAGCUAGCUCACAUUCUGUUCUACUUCUCAACUCAAGAGUGGAAUUUCUCUGAUAGUGGAGUUCGUUCAAUGUGGAAGUCUUUAUCUGACAGUGACAGAGCGGUAUUCAAUUUCAACAUGGCGGAAAUGUCCUGGGAUUACAUGGCGGAAACAUUCUUAUUGGGUUUAAGAGUAUAUUUAGUUAAAGAUGAUCUGUCCACGUUGCCUGAAGCUAGGAAGAAAUGGAAUAGAUUGUUCUACAUGCAUCAACUAUUGAAGAUUACUACAUUCAGUCUGGUGUGUUACCUUGGGUAUUUACUUCUAACAAGUCUAGCGAGCAUGAUCCUAGGAUAA
Molecule: messenger RNA, 3036 nt
Organism: Danaus chrysippus (African queen)
Lineage: Eukaryota; Metazoa; Arthropoda; Insecta; Lepidoptera; Nymphalidae
Source: the annotation of a GenBank genome assembly